This is a messenger RNA of Candoia aspera, 2156 nucleotides long. It is a transcript of the gene CPNE6, whose product is annotated as copine 6. Bases 183 to 1826 code for a protein of 547 amino acids. NCBI's taxonomy places the organism in Eukaryota, Metazoa, Chordata, Lepidosauria, Squamata, Candoiidae. Gene Ontology annotation, cellular component: plasma membrane. The record is from RefSeq and is a predicted model, not a curated record. The transcript has 17 exons. Gene Ontology annotation, biological process: cellular response to calcium ion. Gene Ontology annotation, molecular function: calcium-dependent phospholipid binding.
CAGAGCGGCGGUGGGAGCCGGAGGAGGCGCGCGCGGGACGACUCUGCUGCCAGCGCGGGGUCGCCGGGGCCGAGCGGCGCGCGGGGGUCGCCCGCCGGGCGGAGGAGCAGCCGGAGCGGGAAGAGGGAGCCGCGAAGGGGGCCCCGCGCCCGCGCCGCCGCCUCUUCGGGCAAGGGUCCACCAUGUCCGAAGGGGCUGAUUCGCAGCCGGUGGCCUUGGGGGCGUCCCGAGUCGAGCUUCGUGUCUCUUGCUGGAGCCUCCCUGAGAGGGGAGCGAACAUUAAACCUGACCCGUGUCUGAUUAUUCAGUUGCUCAGUGAUGGACAGUGGAAUGAGAUGGGGUGCUCCGAAGUCCUGCGUGGGUCCCGGAACCCUGUUUUCGCUCACGUCUUUGCCCUGGACUACUUCUUUGAGGAGAUGCAGAGUCUGAGAUUCCAGGUGUUUGAUGCCGAUGGAGAAGACUCCUCAAAUGUGGGCCAUGACUCUGGGAUGCUCCUUGGGACCACUGAAUGCUCAUUGGGGCAGAUUGUCUCCCAAACCAAGGUCACCAAGGAGCUGGUGUUGCCAAAUGGAGAGAUUUUGGAGAAUUCAACCAUCACGAUUGAAGCUGAAGAGGUCUCCAGGACCAACGAGUUUGUGCAACUGGAAUUUUAUGGUCAAGAGCUGGAUGAUAAGGAUUUCUUCAGCAAAUCUGAUCCUUUCCUGGAAAUAUAUAAGCUUAGCAGUGGCGAGUCGGAGCACCUGGUUUGGAGGACGGAGGUGGUAAAAAACAACUUGAGUCCUCGGUGGGAACCAUUCCGGAUCUCUCUGCAAUCUUUGUGCAGUUGUGACCCCAACAAGGCCAUACGGUGUGUCGUUUACGAUCACGACUCCAGCGGGAAGCAUGAUUACAUUGGGGAGUUCAGCACAAGUUUCCAGGAGAUGCUGCAGGCUUCUGCGGGGGAAGAGGUAAAAUGGGAAUGCAUUAACCAUAAAUAUCAAGAAAAGAAGAAGCAUUACAAGAAUUCUGGGUAUAUCGUCCUCACGCAGUGCAAGAUGGAGAAAGUCCACACCUUCCUGGAUUACAUCAUGGGUGGCUUACAGAUCUCCUUCACGGUAGCCAUUGACUUCACAGCCUCCAACGGGGACCCCCGGAGUGAACAUUCACUCCAUUUCAUCAACCCCAAGGAGCCCAACGAAUACCUGAAAACACUGUCCUCCGUGGGCGAGAUCUGCCAGGACUAUGACAGCGAUAAGCGGUUCCCAGCCUUUGGUUUCGGAGCACGAAUCCCUCCAGAUUUCGAGGUGUCUCACGAUUUUGCCAUCAACUUUGACCCGGAGAACCCAGAAUGUGAAAAGAUCCUUGGAGUGAUUGAGGCUUACAAGCGCUGCCUGCCGCAGAUCGAGCUCUACGGCCCGACCAACGUGGCACCCAUCAUCAACAAGGUGGCAGGUCCUGCAGCUGAAGAGGAGAAAACCGGAAUGCCCACGAAGUACCGGGUGCUGCUCAUCCUCACUGACGGGGUGGUGAGCGAUAUGCCAGAGGCCUGUGAUGCCGUCGUGCGGGCCUCCCGCCUGCCCCUGUCCAUCAUCAUCGUGGGCAUCGGGAACGCCGACUUCUCCGACAUGCGGGAGCUGAACGGGGACCGCGGGAUGUUGGAGACUGAGGAGGGCAGGGCCGUCCGUGACAUCGUGCAGUUUGUGCCUGUGCGUGAGUUUAAGAAGGCCCCUCCCAAUGCCCUGGCCAAGACUGUUUUGGCUGAAGUCCCCAAGCAGGUGGUGGAAUAUUAUGGAAGCAAAGGCAUUCCCCCCGGGACACAGAAAGCCUCCUCUCCGCUGCCCCAGUGAGGCCCCCAAGCCCCCUUCCGUGUGGGCAUGAUCUGUCCAGCACCUGAAUGUGCCUGUUUCUCUUUCCUCACACCUCCAUCUUCCAGCCUCUGGUCCUUUUGGAGCCCCACCCCCUGCCUCUUCUGGUGGGGAAGAGAGAGAACGCAACCGAGGACCUUCGUCUCUGGCUUCAGGUCUCCACUCACGACUCAGGACGUUAGCUGGCACUACACGGCACCCGGGCAUCCCCAGCGGGGUCCUCUGCCUUCCCUGCCCUCCUUCCCUGCCCUCCCUGCUCUUAGCCUUACCCCCAAUAGCUUGCGAUGGUGACUCCCAUCUCCUUUAAUAAAC